GGGUAUUGGUUACCAAAAACAUGGCGGAUCACCAAAAACAAUUUUGGAAUGUUGUUUUGCUGACAAGUUUUGAAAUCUAACCUACAGCAAAUGUUUGGAUAUUUGGUUAUUGGAGUUCUGUAGAUUUUGUCAGUAUCAUUUCGCGGAUGCAAUAUAAAGUGCGAAAGGCCUGCUCGAACCAUUGUGUUCACUUGACAACAUAUUAUUGAACGUCUCAUAUUCAUCGUUAUUUUCCGUUCGAUUUCUGGCCUUAUAAACAAUUCUAUACAAUGGCGGACGAUCUAGCAAGUUUUAUUGAGUCACAGAAAAGAAAGUUGGAAAAAGAAAGAGCAGAAGUAUUGCGUGCACAAGAAAGUGAGGUGAGAUUACUUUGCACGUGAUUAUUCUAGCUCAGCUGCUUUCUCGUUUUGGAGGCGGGAAAAUUUUUUCCUUUCUUCUUUUAGUUGGCCCCUCUAAGAUCGCCUCGGUGUAAGAAACUGUAAAACUCACGAGUGACGUAAAACAAAGGAAACAAAGAAGUCGACACAAUAGAACCUAUGAAAACAUAAGGUGCGAAACAAAGAAAAAGUUCACAGGUUCUUACCCCCAAGAUCAUGUCAUGUAACUCUGCAGUUUUGGUUCUUAGCGGAAGGAAUAGAUUGUAGCAAUACAAUCGAAACAAUUCUCUUGAGGGUUAUAAGACUAUCUGGGAAGACAAGCAAAUUUCAUGUACAUGUAUAUCCAUACUAGAAUUUAAAGUGAGUGGAGAAAAUUCAGAAAGUUAUUUGAUGAGGAAUGCCAUUAUCAGAUGCACUGUAUGAGAAUCAUUUGAAAAUUCUGAGUAUGACUUCCAUUUAGAACAUAAACAAGGUUUCAUAUAUAGCCAGAGAGGCGGCGUCAAAAUCAUUGGACUGGGAUGAACCAUGAUACCGGUUACCAGAUCCCUGUGGUCUACCAGGAUGUGUUGUGAUGUGAACCACAAUAUAAAUCAUGUGACAAAAUUUCAAGCUCUAUCAGGUGGAAAGGAUUCCAAGAUGAAAUUGAAUGCUUGUAUGCUAUAAAAAUAGUUUUUGAUCCUUUGAUACCUCGUUUAUGUUCAAAUACACUGAAAAAGUAGCUUAGUAAAUUUUGUGAUAAUCAGUUUUGUGCUUGUAUUUCAGGUCAGCAUAGACCACAAGAUGCGUCAGACGAUUGAAGAAGUCAUGGAGGAACCAGAUCAGACGGUCUAUGACCAUGCGCAACGUCACGUCUAUUACGUCAUGUACCAGGACUGUUACCCAAGAUUCUUAGUGUCAAAAUGUAUUCAAGGCAUUUUUGAUGAGUAGUGACUGAUGACGUGUUUCAACACAACCACUCAAUUUGCUCUUACAGUAUAUGAAUAGACCAUUUUAUAGUUGUAGAUGGAAACGAAGCUGGAGUUGACCUUGUUUUGAGACAACCCUUCUUGCUUUCUUAUGUAAAUCAUGUUGUUCUUAUGCUAACUAGUAUUUUUCCACAUAAUUUCCAUAAGAAAACAAAGGGGGUUUGCAUAAAAACAAGGUCAACCUUAGCCUCACAUUGACUUGAAGGCUAGGGUACAAAGCCCAUAACAGUAAAAUGGUCUAUUUCAAAGGUCCCAACCACACAACAAGAAUUUAUGACGUUAUUGAGAAAGGAGAUUGUAAAUAUUGAACCAAGAAUGUUUAGAAAAGUGAACUAUUAAUGAAUAAUACAGUCCAUAUUUCUCGGAUCAUUUCAUCUGUCCCAUCAUAAAAAUUUAUCAAAAAUUCAACAAAUUGGGACUAUUUUCCUUGUAAAUUAGAAUCAAUGUACACGAUUGUUUAAGUUGUGUCCUCUUUAUCGAAUAAUCCCAUGAUUCCUCUCUUUUCACCUAUUGCCUUUUUUUUUGCAAAAUUUUACGGAAAAGGACUGUUACUGCAAGCACCAUUUUCAUAUUUUUGUUAAGGUAUGAUUGUAGCUAACACGAAAUUGUCAAAUUUUAGAAGACGCAAGUAUUGUGAAGUAAUUUAUUAUUUUUAUCCGGUUUUGAUAACAUAAAAAAAUUGAUUUACAUUUGGUUACAUUCUUAUUAUAGUACGUGAAUAAAAUCUAUCAAGAAUGCCGUCGCCACAAAACCUACUUGAAGACAUUUCUAACCUUCGAUUCUUCUCUGAAAUAAAACAGCAACAAAUUCUUCCUGCUUUCCAACUUCACCUAAUUAUCUGAUAUCCGGUCACCUUGCCACCAAACCAUCUCACCACCAAGACUAAAACUUUAUCGUCUUAAAAAGCCAUACAUAUACACAACAAAUGAAAAGAACUUUCAUGAACAGCCAUUUUCUCUUAACCGUUUCUUUGUCAUAUUUCAAAGAAAUGACAGGUGAUUAUGAAUCUGUUCUGCCAGUUUUUUAAUCUCUCAACUGGGGGCAUGAGAAGUUCGACGCAAGGAUCAUCAAUUAGGAUUGACAGAUUCGCAUUUGGGUGAAAGUCAAAUUCAAAUACUAAGCUUGAUGAAAAAUUAAAAAUCUUAGUUAAGUAAUCCUAGGUAUUAAACUGUGUCAAUUACUUCGGAGUUAUUUGUUGGUGGCAAGUCGUCUUCUUGGUUGGUAAGACGGUUUGGUGGCAAGAUGACCGUAGACCAUUUGUCUGAUUGGUUUAACAGUGUUCGUCAGAGUUAAGACGCCGAACGGUUUAUGUAUUGGGCAAAUGUAACGCAGGGCAAGGCGUAAAAGGCAUGUUCGUUUUGGUCCAUGCAAAAUAAACCUACUAGUAAAGCAAAAUUUUGGACAAAAGAGUCACAAUUGUUUUAAGAAAAAUGAGUAAAUGGUUUACUGAAAUCAUAUCAAAUGGAAUUCAUAUAAUUAUAAAAAUAUAUUGCUAAACUAUGUAAACUAUGUAUGUAACUAUGUAAACUAUUCUUGCAAAAAUUUUCUAGAGUGAGCAGUUUUACUAUUUAAUUUUAGCCCUCUGUGUUAUUGUAAUGGUUAAUUUGUCCUAUUUCGGGGUGAUCUGUAUAGUGCAGUGUCUCUCAUUAAAAGCUGAGAUUAUUUUACCGUGUAAUGGAGGCCUCACAUUUUCACUUCAGAAGAUUUUAUCUAAACGGGCUGUGUCACAGCAUUUAGUUCAUUUUGUUAAUAUAGCCAAAUACCUUUGCUAAUGCAUUUUGGAACUUAACGUUGGUGAAGAAAAUACUUCUAAAUGACAAAAUCACAGCUUCUUAUCCUAACAAUAUGCCUCCCAAGCAUCAUAUCAAACAUUAAAAACAAACCUGUUAGGCAAACAAAUUUUUAAAACCCACAGUGCAUCUGUUUAAAUCUUUUCCAAGUUUGUCCGUACCUUCUUUUGUAUUUGCCUGGUUAUUUAUUCUUCCUUUAAUGUUCUGAGCAUUUAUUUUUAAGUUUCACUCAAUUUGGUGGUAGUUCGUACGUUUUGGAUUUUGAUAAAUUUCGUGACACUGCUCCUUUAAGAGCAAACUGAGUAGUGAACUAGUGCAAUCCUAACCAAUAAGAAUUUCUCUGUGCAACAAACAUUUCCCAUCGUCUCUUAAGUUUCUCUUCCUGUUAGUCUCGCAAGCAGCCGUGUUUGCUUGGUCACUUAACGCUCCUCCACCAGAAGAGGAGGGGAGGAGGGGAUAAGGGUUGUGUGACGAGACAAAAAAAGCUGCAAGGGAGACUAUCUUCCUGAAGUUAUUAGUACUAUGUGCCACUGGAGUAAACCUGUCAUUCUAUAUUAGUCAUCUUCGUCAGCCAUACUUCCUAGACCCACUAAUUCACAAAACCUCAGUUGUUCAAAAGGUGGAUAACACUAUCCACUGGAUAAAUCUCUAUCCACUGGAAAGCCCAAUUCCAAACAACUGGUUUCCCUACUACUUAACCUGCUUAAUACAGACACCCCGUUAAAAUAGACCCUUUCUAUGGCCCCCCUCAGUUUCUGUAUUAAUGGGGUUUCAAGGUAUUUAAUUGGAUGCUAAUCAAGCAAACUACAUUUAGCCUUCUUCAUUCAAUGACUAUGACUACAAUUUGACCUUCAGGUAGUCUUUUACUGGAAUGAUAUCAGCUGGGCCAUAAAUAUCUUGCAACCAGACAUUGACGAUUUCAAGUUUGAGUGUCUGCCAAUCUGUAACAAGAAGAUAACUUGGUUACUAGACGGAGUAAAUGCAUCACUGACAUAAAAAGUAUAAUAAGAAAAACAGAGAUGCUAUGCAAUGACACUGACAAUGGCAGCAAAGACAUCACUUAAUCAUCAGCGUGCAAAGAAGGUCAUGUCCGAUAGCCCGGGGCUAGGGGAUUUUGCUAUAGGGCUAGUGAUAUUUGUUCUUAACUUGCCUGACAGGCAGGUGCUGUUUUUUGGGGAAAUUCAAGUUACAGAAGAAUUGUAAUCAAUCCUGCUAAUCAAAAAGGGUUUUUGGGCUAGUUAAAAUGACUUGUGGGCUAGUACAUGCUGUAGCUAUAGCUUGCACGAUUGGCAGGCUGUAAAACUGACUUUCUUUGCACCCUGAUUAUAAAAUAACUAAGAACUGAAAUUUGGUGCAACAGGUAUAAAGAAAGAAUGACAUUUUUGUGAUCACUUACCAUGAAACUUAGGCCAAGAUUUCAUCACAGGAUGUCUUGAAAACAAAGCAUUUUGAGCAAACUUGAUCUCAUCAGGGCCAACAUGAAUAAGCUUUAAGUUUUAAGAGACAAGAAAGAAUGAAACAUUAGAGUCCUUCAGUUAAUGCAUGAUGUUUAAAACAUUGAUAAACAUUCAAUGAUAAGAGCUGUUAUUACUUAUAGACCUUGACAUGGUUUUGGAAGCCAUCUUGAUGAGUAGGCAAGCGCAUGAGAUAUCACAGUGUUUGUACGAGAAUCUAAUGUCAAAUAAUUUCUGUAAAAAGGCUGUUCUGGAAACAUUAUGAAUUGUAAAAUAAAGCUACACAGCAAGGGAUUCUACAAACAAAUUUUUUGGGCCAUACCUGUGCUUAAAUUUCUCCAAACGCUUGCUUUAGAUUUUCCACAUAUUAAUUUUGUCUGCAAUUUUCCCGGGAAAUUUUAGUCGGCAUGAAGAAAAAUUUUAACAGACAAAUGUAUAGAAAAUUUUACAAAGUGGUUCUAGUGCAUGUAGCUACAUGUAACGUCCUCAAAUUUUCUCAGUACAAUUCAUAUUUUUUCAGGACAGCCGUUGUACGAAAAUUAUUUCACAUUAGAUUCUCAUACAAACACUGUAAUUUCUCAUGUGGUUGGCUACUCAUCAAGACGGCUUCCAAAACUGUGGCAAGGUCUACUUGGAAGCAGAACAUGUAUACAACAAGAACACUCUUACAGCGAUGUUUAAGUCUCGCUUGCUUGGAGAUUAGAUCGAGAAAUGAGCAGGCGAUUAAUUCUACAAGAAACAGGAUUUACUCACUAAAUGUUUUUCACUCCCUACUUCUGGAUAUUUACUUUUUAUUUGUUUCUGAAUUGAUUUAGUACGCAUGUUAUACGUCUGCUGUCGCAGGCUAUACGUGUGUAUAAAUACACGAAAAUUCAAGGGCCUUGAUUCCAGAGAAAUUACAUCAUUGCCAGAGAUCAAAAAAGGGAUUUUCAUGGCAUGUCAUUUCGAUCAUUGCCAAAAAUAGACCGCAUGCUCAUCACAAGACCCAUUUGCAAACAAUGAAAGUUUACAACACCCAACCAGUUAGUCUUUUGCUAAUAAAGUUUUCCUUUUUUUUCGACCACCGAAGUAUUCAUGUGUUCCAAAGUAAUCAAUGCUUUUAAGUGAUAGAAUUCAUCGACAGAUGCAUUCUUCACAAAACAUGCAUGGCUUUGGCCACACAACGAUUCUUAUUGCCAGUUUCCACGGUCUCCACUAGGAAGGCCAGUGGGACCACAACGGUUGUUUUGUGUACUAAAUAUGAAGGAAAAAACCCGCUUGCAGAUUAUGAGUCUUGCUCCUUAGGCUAAAACAUUAAAAUGCAAUUUACUUACCUUUCCUGUGAGAGAAACUCUAGAGCAAAGUGGUUCCUCAGGGUCCCAGUCAUGUUCCUUGCAGUAAUCACUUUGUGCUUCAGAAACUGACAGACUUGCCCAGUUGUUUUCCUUUAUGUUUGUGCAUAUAGGGUCAAAAUUUGACAGAUAAAAGUAUGGUAUCCCUGUGCUAUUAUCAACAGUCCCAUCACUGAAUGAUGUAACCACACUAAAAGGAGCUCCAUUCAGUGCCACAGAGAUAGUUGAGAUAGAUCCCCAGAUAGUGUUGUGCACAAUGUACCUUGCUGUAGACAAAAAUAAUAUUAAACAGGGGAGUUUAUUUAACGUGACCAAAUGCAAUUUUCACCAAGAUAAACUCAAGACAUGGUUGACUGGCAGUCUAUAGAAGGAGAUAUGCAUGUCGCCCUAAUCAUGUCACCUGGGCUCAGGGAUUUUUUUUACAGCCUUUCUCUAUGACUCACCUGUUUUUGCCUUUUCUGAUCUUGGAGGGGGAUUAUAAGAAGCAGAACUUUUAACACUAGAAAUCCUGCCCCUCAUCUGGUGUAGAGGCCUAUCCAUUGUGCUGUGAUGUGGCUUGUCCUCACCUUGAAAGAUUUCAAGCUCAUAAUAACCUAAAUUAAAACAAUAAAAAAUAGCCAAAGAAAAAUCAAGUUUCACUCAGUUGUUCCAAGAGAAAAUGUGGGCAGGUAUAAAAAUAAAAAAAAUUCAGCUAAAUUGUGGAAUUAACCACUUAAAUCAGUGAAUAACAGUCCCUAUGAGCUCCUAUGGCUUAACCCAUUUGCCCCUGAGCCACCCGUGGAGAUCCACGUCCUUUCUACCGCUUGUGACGUCAUCAGUUUUAACGGUCAGGGGCAACUUUGUCCGCUAACUUCUGCAGAGUGAAGAGAUGUUUCAAACCAUACCAGAAUGAGCACAAUUCAGUCAAGGACACCGGGGGAAAAGGACAAAAACCAUGUAACAUUGACCUGAAAAUCUUAUCUAGAUUUUCGUUCGCAGCAAAAGUCUUUGGUCACGCAUCACACUCUACGGAGCGUGUACGUAUAUAUAUGUGUUUGGCUUGUCAACACUUUGACUUCAACAGGGCCGAUUGGAUCUCCGAUAAUCUGCAUGUGAUCACCAGCUGAUAUUUGCGAACAAUGGGAAAGGAACUUAUCUUUCGAUUCAGCAGACGUUCGUGGGGCAGGAACGCGUGACGAACCACUAAGAACGUCUGCGUGGGAGGCUACAGAUCAAAGGAACUUGAAGAUGUCGGCAGAGUCGCUUCCUCUUUGACUUUCCCGACUCAUUUAGGAAAGAUCGAAGCGACUCUGCUAGCAGGGUACUGAUAAGGUGGACCAUGGUAAAUGAUGUGACCGGGAUCGGGAUUUGGCCGAUGAAAACGUUCGGGAUUUCGAGAUAAGGGAAAAUUUUGGUAGUGAUGGCGGGAUUAAAGAACCGAGGUUGAUUGGCAUCUCUGAGUAAAUGUAAAAGUACCUUCAAUAAAGGGGGGCGGACAAUAAAUGGAAUGGCCCAAUAUAAGGAUAGACAAACCUCCGUUCAGUGACUGCUGAUCAUAUCCCGUGGUUUGAAAACCACAGUAAGCUACACGCGCCAACAAACACAUUCCCAGUACUAGCACAAGUACCAAAACAACAACAUGGCAGGCAAAAAACUUGCUGUGCGUAUGACGUUCUCGUUUUAAAGUCACCAGAGCUUCGUCCUUCUCUUCUGUGGAAGUAGGACCUUCCUCUAGGAGCUUAUCAAUUAGCUUGGCUUUAUCCUUGUAAAAGUCCAUCUCAAAUGCCUGUUGUUCGCACACUGGAUUUCAACUCGGAAAAGCACCCCUUUCAAUACCAUGUCUCGUGACCCGGCUGGAUGAUAAAAAGAUUAAAAAGGCACGAGACUCUCACAAAUCGUUGUUGAUUGGGUCGGGUCUAGCCUACGAAAACAUCCGUUUCUCCUCGCUCUUCGUCGCUGAGGACGUUUCGCGCUCCACGCGAACGUCCUCUGCGACAAAGAGCGAGGAGAAACGGAUGUUUUCGCAGGCUAGGUCGGGUCUCACUCAGUCCUAACCAAUCAAAAAUAAGCUUUCUUCAUGUACCGAAGGGCGUUAUGGGUACUGGUUACCAAAAACAUGGCGGAUCACGCAAAACAAUUUUGGAAUGUUGUUUAGCUGUCAAGUUUUGAAAGUGGUUUCUUACGCUAAACUACAGCAAAUGGUUAGAUAUUUGGUUGUUGGAGUUUUGGAGAUUUAUCAGUAUCAUUUCGGGGAUACAAUAUAAAGUGCGAAAGGCCUGCUCGAACCAUUGUGUCCACUUGACAACAUAUCAUUGAACGUCUCAUUUGAUCGUUAUUUUCCGUUCGAUUGCUGGCCUUAUAAACAAUUCUAUACAAUGGCAGACGAUCUAGCAAGUUUUAUAGAGUCACAGAAAAGAAAGUUGGAAAAAGAAAGAGCAGAAGUAUUGCGUGCACAAGAAAGUGAGGUGAGAUUACUUUGCAUGUGAUUAUUCUAGCUCAGCUGCUUUCUCGUUUUGGAGGCGGGAAAUUUUUUUUCCUUUUUUCUUUUAGUUGGCCCCUCUAAGAUCGCCUCGGUGUAAGAACCUGUAAAACUCACGAGUGACGUAAAACAAAGGAAACAAAGAAGUCGACACAAUAGAACCUAGGAGAACAAAGGGUGCGAAACAAAGAAAAAGUUCACAGUUUCUUAACCCCAAGAUCAUGUCAUGUAACUCUACAGUUUUGGCUCUAAGCAGAAGGAAUAGAUUUUAGCAAGACAAUCGAAACAAUUCUCUUGAGGGGUAUCACACUAUCUGGGAAGACAAGCAAAUUUCAUAUACAUGUAUUUCCAUACUAGAAAUUAAAGUGAGUGGAGAAGAUUCAGAAAGUUAUUUGAUGAGGAAUGCCAUUAUCAGAUGCACUGUAUGAGAAUCAUUUGAAAAUUGUGAGUAUGACGUCCAUUUAGAACAUAAACAAGGUUACAUAUAUAGCCAGAGAGGCGGUGUCAAAAUCAUUGAACUGGCAUGAACCAUGAUACCGGUUAUGAGAUCCCUGUGGUCUACCAGGAUGUCUUGUGAUGUGAACCACAAUAUAAAUCAUGUGACAAAAUUUCGAGCUCUAUCACGUGGAAAGGAUUCCAAGAUGAAAUUGAAUGCUUGUAUGCUAUAAAAAUAGUUUUUGAUCCUUUGAUACCUCAUUUAUGUUCAAAUACACUGAAAAAGUAGCUUAGUAAAUUUUGUGAUAAUCAGUUUUGUGCUGGUAUUUCAGGUCAGCAUAGACCACAAGACGCAUCAGACGAUUGAAGAAGUCAUGGAGGAACCAGAUCAGACGGUCUAUGACCAUGCGCAAUGUCACGUCUAUUACGUCAUGUACCAGGACUGUUACCCAAGAUUCUUAGUGUCAAAUGCAUUCAAGGCACUUUUGAUGAGUAGCGACUGAUGACGUGUUUCAACACAACCACUCAAUUGGCUCUUACAGUAUGUGAAUAAACCAUUUUAUAGCUGUAGAUGGAAACGAAGCUGGAGUUGACCUUGUUUUGACACAACCCUUCUUGCUUUCUUAUGUAAAUCAAGUUGUUCUUAUGCUAACUAGUAUUUUUCAGCAUAAUUUCCAUAAGAAAACAAAGGGGGUUUGCAUUAAAACAAGGUCAACCUUAGCCUCACAUUGACUCGAAGGCUAGGGUACUAACCCCAUAACAGUAAAAUGAUCUAUUUCAAAGGUCCUAACCACACAACAAGAAUUUAUGACAUUAUUGAGAAAGGAGAUUGUAAAUUAAUAUUGAAUCAGGAAUGUUUAGAAAAGUGAAAUAUUGAUGAAUAAUACAGUCCAUAUUUCUCGGAUCAUUUCAUUCCUCCCAUCAUAAAAAUUUAUCAAAAAUUCGACAAAUUGGGACUAUUUUUUUUUGUAAAUUAGAAUCAAUGUACACGAUUGUUGAAAUUGUGUCCUCUUUAUCGAAUAAUCCCAUGAUUCCUCUCUUUUCGCCUAUUGCCUCUUCUUUGCAGAAAAUUUACGGAAUCGGACUGUUACUGCAAGCACCAUUUUCAUAUUUUUGUUAAGGUAUGAUUGUAGCUAACAAGAAAUUGUCAAAUUUUAGAAGACGCAAGUAUUGUGAAGUAAUUUAUUAUUUUUAUCCGGUUUUGAUAACAUA
Molecule: messenger RNA, 10022 nt
Organism: Porites lobata
Lineage: Eukaryota; Metazoa; Cnidaria; Anthozoa; Scleractinia; Poritidae
Source: the annotation of a GenBank genome assembly